AUGAGGCUCUUUCUUUUACUUUCUUUCAGUACUCUAAUGUUACUUGAAGGAUACAUGUUUACCUAUGAAACUGAUAAGCAAACGUUGCUCGAGUUCAAGUCUCAAGUAUCUAAAGGCAAAAGGGCUGUUCUGUCCUCAUGGAACAACUCAUUCCCUCUCUGCAAAUGGACAUGGGUUAAAUGUGGCAAGAAACACAAAAGGGUUACUGGUCUGAACCUCGGAGGAUUGCAAUUAGGUGGGGUGAUAUCGCCAUCUAUCGGUAAUCUUUCGUUUCUCAUAUCACUUAAUCUCACUAGUAACGGUUUUGGUGGUACCAUCCCUCAAGAGUUGGGAAGCUUGUUUAGGCUUAAACACCUAUUUAUGUCAUUUAAUUUUCUCAAAGGAGAGAUUCCAACUAGCCUGUUUAACUGCUCUAGAUUGGUGGAACUUCAUUUACACUCAAACUCUCUUUCACAAGUUGUUCCUUGGGAACUAGGGUCAUUGAGGAAACUUGUUUUGUUAGAUCUUGGUCGAAACAACCUUAAAGGAAAGUUUCCUGCAUCUCUAGGAAACUUGACUUCCCUCGAAGAACUUAGCUUUGUAGCAAACAUUAUGGAAGGAGAAAUUCCUAAUGAUAUAGCUAGAUUGGCUAACAUGGUGGAUCUUCAGUUAGCAACAAACAAUUUCUCAGGUGUUUUUCCUCAGGCAAUUUACAAUAUGUCAUUGCUUGAGAAUUUAAACAUCAUUGAUAAUGGUUUCUUUGGGAGCUUGAGGUCUGAUAUUGGUAACUUAUUACCACACCUUCAAGGGUUAUUUAUCGGAAAUAAUUCUUUCUCUGGCGCAAUUCCAGCAACACUUCCAAACAUCUCAAAUCUUCAAAAUUUGGGAAUGGAGAUUAAUAGUCUGACAGGAAGUAUUCCUCCAAGCUUUGGAAAAUUACGAGAUUUACAACUCCUGUCACUUCAUACUAAUUCUUUUGGAAGUCACUCUUUUCAAGAUCUUGAGUUUUUUGGAGCUUUAAGUAACUGCACCCAACUGAGUGAAUUACUUGUAGCUUACAAUAGGCUUGCGGGUGACUUGUCUACCUCUAUAGCUAAUUUAUCUACGAACAUCAACAUAUUAGAACUUCAGUCGAAUUUCAUCUCUGGAAGCAUUCCUCACGACAAUGGAAAUCUCAUAAACCUAAAUAUACUUUCCUUGGGAAACAAUCUAUUGACAGGAGCCCUCCCAACCUCUCUUGGAAAGCUUUCAGGAUUAGAAGAAUUCAGUGUCGGGUCAAAUAAAAUGUCAGGAGAAAUACCAUCCUCUUUAGGCAACAUCACGCGAUUAGAAAGUCUCUGGUUGUUUAACAAUAGCUUUGAAGGAAGCAUUCCUCCUAGCAUUGGUAAAUGUAGUCAUCUGCUGUAUUUUUAUCUUCAAGAUAAUAAGCUGGAUGGGACUAUACCUCAGGAGAUCAUGCAAAUUGCGCCGCUUGUUUUACUAAACAUGUCAAAUAACUUAUUGACCGGCUCUCUGCCAGAAACUGUUGGAAGCCUUGAACAUCUUGGCACACUUUCUGUUGCGCACAAUAGACUAUCAGGGAAACUCCCAGAGACUUUAGGAAAGUGUCUCUUGAUGGUACAACUUGAUCUACAAGGAAAUUCUUUUGAUGGAACCAUUCCAGACAUAAGUGGGUUGCUGGGUAUUAAAGAAGUUGAUUUUUCAAACAAUAAUCUCUCUGGAAGCAUACCUGGGUAUUUUGCAAAUUUCAGCUCAUUGGAACAUCUCAAUCUAUCCAUUAACAACUUCGAGGGAAAAGUUCCAACAGAAGGAAAGUUUAAGAAUGCUACUAUAGUUUCAGUUUCUGGAAACAUAAACCUAUGUGGAGGCGUCUUGGAGUUGAAACUAAAGCCAUGCAAGCAUUCCUCUUUCUCGAAGAAAGUUUUGAUUGGAAUAAGCGUAGGCGUAUCUGCGCUUUUGGUGUUAUUCAUAGCUUUUGUUUCUCUUUGCUGGUUCAGAAACAGAAAGAGGAAUAAGACCAAUGAAGCAUCUCCUUCCACCUUGGGCACUUUCCAUGAACAAAUAAGCUAUGGAGAUCUUCGAAAUGCGACAAAUGGUUUCUCUUCGAGUAAUUUGGUUGGUUCAGGCUGUUUUGGUACUGUUUUUAAAGCAUUGAUUCCUCCAGAGAACAAGGUUGUUGCAGUGAAAGUUUUAAACUUGCAGCAACGUGGAGCUUUGAAGAGUUUUAUGGCAGAGUGUGAAUCUUUGAAAAAUGUAAGGCAUCGUAAUCUUGUCAAAUUGUUGACGGCUUGCUCAAGUAUUGAUUUCCAAGGAAAUCAAUUCAGAGCAUUAAUCUACGAGUUCAUGCCAAAUGGAAGCUUGGAUAUGUGGUUGCAUCCGGAUGAAGUGGAAGAGAUUCGUAGACCCUCUAGAACUUUGACAUUACUUGAAAGACUUAACAUAGCAAUAGACGUGGCUUAUGUUUUGGAUUAUCUUCAUAUUCAUUCCCAUGAAGCUAUAGCUCAUUGUGAUCUUAAGCCAAGCAACGUCCUUCUAGAUGAAGAUCUAACUGCACAUGUCAGCGACUUUGGUCUGGCUCAGAUCCUCCUCAAAUUCGACCAGGAAUACUUUCUCAAUCAGCUUAGUUCGGCCGGUGUCAGAGGAACCAUUGGCUACGCUGCACCAGAAUAUGGAAUGGGUGGGCAAGUAUCAACACACGGUGAUAUGUAUAGCUUUGGGAUUCUACUUUUGGAAAUGUUCAGUGGAAAGCGACCAACCAAUGAGUUGUUUGGAGGAAACUUUACGCUCUACAGCUAUAUUGAAUCUGCGUUGCCAGGACGAGUGUUGGAUGUCGCAGAUGAAGCGGUUCUUCAUAACGGCCUUAGAAUCGGAUUCCCUGUUGCCGACUGCUUGAAACUAGUUUUUGAGGUGGGACUUAGGUGUUGUGAAGAAUAUCCAGUGAACCGAUUGGCAAUGGGUGAAGCUUUAAAAGAGUUAAUCACAAUUAGAGAGAAGUUCUUCAGAUCCAAAAGAAGAGCUAGGCAUUGA
Brassica oleracea var. oleracea is the source of this 3006-nucleotide messenger RNA. Its product is annotated as probable LRR receptor-like serine/threonine-protein kinase At3g47570. Gene Ontology annotation, biological process: protein phosphorylation. NCBI's taxonomy places the organism in Eukaryota, Viridiplantae, Streptophyta, Magnoliopsida, Brassicales, Brassicaceae. Gene Ontology annotation, molecular function: ATP binding; protein kinase activity; protein binding. The transcript is spliced from 2 exons. The coding region runs from base 1 to 3006 and encodes 1001 amino acids. The record is from RefSeq and is a predicted model, not a curated record.